Messenger RNA from Drosophila busckii, 2035 nucleotides. RefSeq names its product succinate--hydroxymethylglutarate CoA-transferase. The record is from RefSeq and is a predicted model, not a curated record. The transcript is spliced from 2 exons. Gene Ontology annotation, molecular function: catalytic activity. Lineage: Eukaryota; Metazoa; Arthropoda; Insecta; Diptera; Drosophilidae. Bases 246 to 1541 code for a protein of 431 amino acids.
AAAUGUGCUUAAGAGAGAGCGAGUGGACAAUCAAGUGAGCGAGAGGCGCUAAGAGUUUUUAAAUAGAUAGCAAACAUUUGUCGUAGUCUCUUUGUUGCUGGCAUUGAUAAAGCUCACAUGUUCUAUGCUUGAUCAGUGUGCUGGAAAACUUUCCAUGCAGCAAACGUUAGAUGCUGAAGCAAAGUAAUUAGAAAUUGAACAAAAAAGAUUAAGCAUUAUAAGCAAAUUAUACAGCAUUAAAAGAUAUGUGGGUAACGCGUUUUCUUUUACAUCGUAAUGGGGCUCUUACCCAAAGCUGGCGAAGCUUUGCCAGUGCUCACAACAACAAUAGCAACGCGACAGCCACUGAGAAACAUCCACUGCAAGGUGUGCGUAUAUUGGACUUGACGCGGAUUGUGGCCGGUCCCUAUUGCACAAUGCUGCUGGCUGAUUUGGGCGCUGAGGUUAUCAAAGUGGAGCGUCCACAUUUCGGCGAUGAAUCACGCAAAUGGGGUCCACCUUUCCUAGAGCAAAGUGGCGAUGCUACCUAUUACUUGGCCUGCAAUCGCAAUAAGCAAAGCGUUUGCAUUGAUAUGAAGCGUGGGCAGCAUAUUAUGCAAGAACUAGUCCAGCAAGCCGAUGUCCUAGUGGAGAACUAUGUGCCAGGUACGUUGGAACGUUAUGGCCUGGGUUAUCAACAGCUGAGUUCUGUGCAUCCCAAACUUAUCUACUGCACUAUUAGUGGUUAUGGCUCCACUGGACCUUAUUCCAAGCGUCCUGGCUAUGAUGUAAUAGCUUCCUCUGUAGGUGGGCUCCUGCAUAUAACAGGCGAACGUUCAGGACCGCCUAGUAAGGUGGGCGUGGCAGUGACAGAUGUGGCAACAGGUCUAUAUGCACACGGCGCCAUUUUGGCUGCGCUUUUGCAGCGACAACGCACACAACGUGGCCAAAAGAUUGAUGUAAACUUGCUCUCUACCUGCUGCUCGAUGUUGAUAAACGUGGGCAGUAAUUAUUUAAAUGCAGGCGUGGAAGCCAAACGCUGGGGUACAGCACACUCUAGCAUUGUGCCCUAUCAAAGCUUCAAGACAGCAGAUGGGUAUCUAACUAUAGGCGCCGGUAGCGAUGCACAGUUCUUAGAUCUCUGCCAGCGCUUAAACAUUGAGGAAUUGGCUGCGGAAGAGCAGUACAAGACUAACAAGGAUCGGGUGCAGUAUCGUGAGCAGCUGGUGGAGCAACUUGCCAGCAUUCUAGUGCGGCAAACGAACAAGCAAUGGAUGCAGUUAUUUGAAGGGGCCACAUUUGUAGCUGGACCAGUAAAUAGCAUUCGAGAGGUGUUUGAGGAUGAACAUAUACAAGCUAUUGGCUUAGUCAAAACCUUGCCACAUGCGCUGGAUGGCGGUGUCAAAGUAGUGGGUCCAGCUGUGGAAUUCAGUGAGGCACACAAUGAUGCACGCACUGCGCCCCCAAUAUUGGGUGAGCAUACAAAUUCAGUCCUUAGCCAGCUGUUGGGGUACAAGCCAGAGCAACUUGCUGAGCUGCGAGAGCAGCGCAUCAUACAGUAGCAAGCCUAGUUUUUAUUUCAUAUUUUUAAAUUGUAUACAGCUGACAUAUAUAUUAAAUGCCGAUUAUGCGUAACCGUUUGAUCGAGAGCUUGCCAUGGAAAGAACGUACGAGACGCGAGAAAUGUAUUAUAAUUCUUUUCUUUGCAUUUAUGUUUGUGGUCAUUGUAGUGCUUGUUGCUGUGUUUGUCUUCCUUUGUGUAUCUAUGCACAAUGCAAGGUACACAGCACAGGGAGAAAAGAAGAAAAAAGACGAGGAAAGUGGCAAGAAACUGUUCCAAACAACAGUUGUCAUCAUGUAAAUAGUGAGACUUACCAAAAACUUAACAAGUCUAGGCGAGGACGCAGUGCAUCGAUUAUCGAUUUAAGAAUCAUGGCUUCACAUGGACUCGACACAAAGGAAACGAAAAAUAGCGCAUGCAAACUCACUUUGAAAACAAUUAUUUAUGCACUUUUGUUUACUCAAUAAACCAAUAAAUAAAUACAGCGAGCGUAGC